UUUUAAAUCGCAGGUAGUUGCAUGAAUAUAGGUAGUCACGUGAUCUCCUAUCCAGGAAGAGCUUAACAUGACGUAUAAGCUAGACUUAAAGGUACAGCAUACUGACACUUACAAAUAAGUGGAAGCGAGACCGGGACCGGUUUCUGAACCACAGACGACAAUCGAGAGGACUAACCACAGCCAUUACAGACGACAAUUAAAAGUACUAACCGGGAGAAGGGUGGAACUAGACACCGACAGCAUGCCGGUAGAAAUUAAAUGUCGGGAGGACAUCAUUAAGCUUCCUGACAUUGCCUCAUUGCGUUCAUUAAAAAAACAAUGGAAUGUGGAAAACGAUGGACGACCACUUAAAGACCGUGAGGACUAUGUACGACUGUUGCUGGAUUUUUUUGAUCGAAAAGGCCCGGGUGUUACUUCUAACCCACAGCCCGUCCCAGACCCAAACGCUGGAUUGACAGAAGCCAUUCAAUUGGACACUCGGAAUAGAGAGAAAUUACAGGAAAUAUAUGAUGAAAUAUUGCGAUACUACGGAGGGCUUCCGCCUCAGUACCAGAAGAACCUUAACUCCGCCUAUCCUGACCUUGUGAACUAUAUAGCAGCACGGAGAAAAGAACUAGAUUCUAGGGAGCUGGUCAUUCUUGUGGCAGGUGAUACAGGCGCUGGUAAAUCCAGUUUCAUCAAUCUUCUUCUGGAAACAGACGUACUUCCGGUUUCCGCCAUCGAAGCAACGCAAACUAUUUGCGAGUUAAGGAAGUCCAGAAAUGGCGAGAGAGAGGCAAUUUGUUACUACAAACCUGGAAACACAAAGAAGCGCAGACCCCCCGAUAUCAUCAAGAUUGACAGUGCUCCUGGCAUCGAAGAUUUGAAAAACCGAAUUAAACAUAAAGAUCCUAAGGAUGAUGACAAUCCCUUUGAUCGAAUAGAAAUAUACAUGCCUUUCCAAAUGUUAGAGGAGGGCGUUGUGAUUGUGGACAGUCCUGGGUUUGGAGAACACGGACGGAAGAGCAGUCAGGUUGAACGAUAUCUAGCUAAAUCCUUUGGCGCCAUUUAUGUUGUCAAUACCGCGUCAGCAGGGGGAGUUAACUCAGGACGAUUAAGGGACUUUCUUCGUUUUGUUGUGAACUCAGCGGGAGACGAUUAUAACCCGGCAGCAACCAUAUUUAUCGGAAACAAAACCGAUUCCGUGGAUGCCAGGGAUCUGAAGGAGGUCAAGGACACGACUACGUACAAACUUAAACAGUGUUAUCCUGGACUGAAAGACAGCAACAUAUUCUUUAUGUCAGUCAGUGAAGCUUUGCAAAAUGUCGCCUUCAAAACUAGAACGGAAGAUCACCAGAAAGUGUUGGUUCAGGGUAUACAGAAAUUGUUUCCAGCGAGCCUUAGGAACAAACUUAAUAGCCAUUACAGGUUUCAGUCACAGAUAUUGAAACGAUCUCUGGUCUCUUUAAAAGUGGCGAGAACAUUGGCUGCAACCGGAAGAGAAAAACAGGAAAACGAAAUUGAGGACAUUCAAAGGCGGAUGAAACAUCUGGAACAAAAUGCCAAGGCCACCAUCCAAAACCUAAAAACGGAUAUCAGAUACGAAGAGGAGCAGCUGUAUGGAGAUCUAGCGUCCUCACUACGCAGUAGAAGCUUUACCGAGAAGGUCUUCAACAUCCAGGAAAAUCAAUGUGUCGGCUCAUCAAAGGAUUGGAAGAAAGUGGCUAGAGAUGCCAAUGACGUCAUUGGUAACAUCAUAGCAAAGGAGGUAGAUGAAUGGGAAUUUGACAACAAACGUGUAGAUGGAAUAAAAGCGAGGAUUUUGGAGAAGUUUACCAGAGAGUGCCAGGUGUAUGAGGACCAACUUAAAGAAAUUGAGAGUGCACUUCUUGACGGCGAUGUGAGGGUGAUCAAAGAUUUGCACAAGUCAAUGAGAAAACAAGCACCUGUCCGACAAAUCUGGGCAAAAGCGAAAGAAACUAAAUCUACCGGAGGCGAUAAGCUAAACAGUCUAGGGGCUAUGGUUAGCAGUGCGGGGGGUCUGUCACCCAGCGACAAGCGCGUUAGAGACAUCUGCAAAGGAUACGCUGCUAAGAAUGCACGCCAGGGCAUGAUGUCACUGGUUUCCAUUUUCAUUGAAAACAUUUUUGAUGGAGAUGACUUGAGGAUCAAGAUCAGUAAAUUUGUCGGACGUUUUGCAAAAGGUGUAGAUACAGUUGCGAAAAAGAUCCCUGAUUUCGUCGCUGCUGAUAAAGAAUUGAUAAAAAAUAUCCAAGAGGAUCUCCAACACGCCGAGUACAAUUUGAGGGAAGUUUUCCCAAAGUUUCUGAGUAUGGGUACAAAGCUCCAAGGACAACUGGACGUUUUUUAUGUUAAAAAAAUAAUGGAAAUGGACUAUCGGUUACGAGACUUGGAAUACAACCAAACAGAAGAUCUGAUGGGGAGCGGAUCUUUUGCAGAUGUUUUCAAAGGGAAAAUGGUCUGCUAUCGGCCACCUGUAACUAUUGCACUAAAAAUAGGGAAAGACUAUUUACAAGAAAACAAUAUAUCUGAUGUACUUUUAGAGGAUCGCACAAUGAGAGAGUUGGAUCAUAAGAAUAUCGUCCAUUAUUUUGGAGCCACUUUGCGCGAGGACAAAGUGAGAGGAAAGGGACGUCUGUUUUGGAUCAUGGUCUUGGAAUUCUGCUCAGGGACUUUAAAAGAGAAAGUCAUCAGUGACAACUAUGACAAUCCAGCCAAAGUCGGAACGAUAUACUCUGUACAGGUGGAUCAAAUGGAAGAUAUGGCCAAAAUGGUGAUCGAGAUCUGUGAAGGCCUGCGAUACUUACACAACAAAGAUCUGGUCCAUAGAGAUCUAAAACUAGAGAACAUCUUGCUCGUAAAGGGACCGGACGGCAAAGAAAUCAUUAAGCUUACUGACGUAGGACUGACCAAACCCCAAAGAGAAAUAGCAGGGAGUAUUGUUGGUUCUCCAGCUUACAUGGCACCGGAAGUUCUACUUCAAACGGAAAUCCACAACCGGAAAGCAGAUAUCUUUAGUCUUGCCAUCAUUCUUUGGGAGAUGUGGUAUGGGAUAGACGCCGCGGAACACAUACAGUCACAGUUAUUUGGAACCCUAGAGAGCGCGGUAAAAGGUGGCCUGCGACCAUCUAUGACGAUGGAAUCCAAACCUCCACCCGACUGGAUGGCCUUGAUAAAGCGUUGUUGGGAAUACGAUCCUAAAAAGCGUCCAGAGGUUGACGGAGUUAUGAACCAUUUUGCUACCUUCUUAAAGCGCUAAUCUAUCUAGAUUCUCUUCUUUUUACAUUGAUGUAGGAGAAUGUUAAAAUUAGUCAUUUUGAUAUACGUAUAUUGUAAAUAGCUUAAAUUCAAAUUAUAAUUCUUUUAAUAAAAAGAAACAUAUAAAUUUGAAGAUAUGUUAGGAAUGACACAUACCUGCAUAAUAAAUAUUUCAAUAAG
Ostrea edulis (European flat oyster) is the source of this 3438-nucleotide messenger RNA. RefSeq lists its product as uncharacterized. Gene Ontology annotation, biological process: protein phosphorylation. The record is from RefSeq and is a predicted model, not a curated record. Gene Ontology annotation, molecular function: ATP binding; protein kinase activity. The transcript has 10 exons. Bases 242 to 3259 code for a protein of 1005 amino acids. NCBI's taxonomy places the organism in Eukaryota, Metazoa, Mollusca, Bivalvia, Ostreida, Ostreidae.